UCAUUUGCUCACACCCAGCGGGGAGAGAAGGCAGCGGCCCAGCAGCACUGCCACCUUCCCAUGCAAAUCUGCCCCGGGAGUGCAGCUGGGGCCCUCCUGCUCCUGCCUCCCAGGAGAUGCUCCUGGGGAGGCCUUGGGGAAGAUGCCACCCCGGGCGCUGUGCUCUCUUCCUCGGCGUGGCCCUCCUGCUCGACGCUGUGGGCCUGGUCCUUUUGCUACUGGGCAUCUUCGCCCCCCUCGACUUCUGGGACUUCUUGGUCUACACGGGGUCCCUGAUCCUGGCUUUCAGCCUGCUCUUCUGGACCAUCUGGUACUCCCUCAACAUCGAGGUGCCUCUUGAGGGACUGGACUUGUAGUUUGGAUGUGGGCAGAGGAGGACGGACACAGGCUUCCUGGCAGGUGUAAGGGCAAGGGCAUACUGCUGUUCCCACCCAAAAUGCCCCACCAAGGACCAGCCCGGGUCCCGUCUGGUGGAGAAGCAGCAAAGCAGGCAGAUGCCCUGUCUCUGCAGUACAUCCUGUAACAGAACCCAGGAGGAACCAGAGGCUGUGAGGUGGAGGCUUUCGAAGCGCCCCCUGGGAUGCCAGGAAUGGCCACGAGUGCCCGGCUUCCGGCGGCUUCCAGGCCCCACCAAGAGACCAGCAGCCCUGCCCCGGCCACUGACACCUCUGCUGGCGCCCCAGCGUGUGUAAGGGUCUGGGGAGCCCCUAACGUUCGCACAGGGGGGCUUUUACGGCAAUAACCCUGCCACUGUGAGCUUGGGCACCGAAUGAGAAGUCCUGUCCUCCACUGUUCCUCUCGUCAACGCCCCUUUAAAGAACUGUUGGAACCAAGUACAAAAGCCAGAACGGGAUCUCCUGCGAGGACGAAUUGUGCGGAACUGCUUAGACAGACUGUGUGAGGCCUUGGAGGGCCCACCUCUUCCAUCUCUUGGUGUCGACCAGUCGGCCCGUGGUAGCGUAUUUCCACAUGCCAGUUGCCAAGGCAAGUGCAGGGCCCGUGCUGAGUGCAGGAGGCCCCCUCCUCGGUGCUGGACGCCGGGAACCACCAGGGCCACCCCCAGCUUGCACAGCCGGGCCACACGGGAGCCUUGCGUUGCGCUUUUAGUCACAGGAAACCCUCCGGGCAUUUUUCUGACAAGCAAGCUGGGCUCUGCUGAGCUGUCCUUGCGUCAUUCGUUUCUUGAUCCUAAGAGCAGGACUCUAUUUUUAUCUUAAUUCAAUUGCAUCUAGUCUAAUGCAGCCCAACUAGAGCACCUAGCAACCUUCACAGGCUCAUCAGACAUCCUCACGCCUGUCACCUGUGCUCCAGCUGCCCCACUAAUUUAUAUUUCCCCCCGCUUGAUUUUGUACUUUUUAUUUAUGGCUCACCCUAAAUGUGUAUGUGUUUCUUAGAAGCUGCCUCAGAUCUUUUCCGGUGUGAGGUAGUUACCUAAAUAAAGAAGCCAACUGGCCUUCUGUG
This is a messenger RNA of Hippopotamus amphibius kiboko, 1461 nucleotides long. It is a transcript of the gene TMEM238L, whose product is annotated as transmembrane protein 238 like. The transcript has 2 exons. Lineage: Eukaryota; Metazoa; Chordata; Mammalia; Artiodactyla; Hippopotamidae. The record is from RefSeq and is a predicted model, not a curated record. The coding region runs from base 117 to 356 and encodes 79 amino acids.